Molecule: messenger RNA, 1374 nt
Organism: Apaloderma vittatum (bar-tailed trogon)
Lineage: Eukaryota; Metazoa; Chordata; Aves; Trogoniformes; Trogonidae
Gene: RGS14
Product: regulator of G-protein signaling 14
Exons: 10
Biological process (GO): signal transduction; regulation of G protein-coupled receptor signaling pathway
Molecular function (GO): microtubule binding; G-protein alpha-subunit binding; GTPase activator activity
Source: RefSeq, a predicted model, not a curated record
AUGGUGCUCAACCCACCAAGGAUUGCUCCUCGCAUUCCCCACCUGAGGGCUCACCAGCUCCCACCAGGAUGGGGUGAAUUCGCUGCAGAUACAGAAGGCUGCUGGCGACGGGGAGUGAUGUUGGGGGACACUCUGGCAGCCAGAACUGAGCUUUUUUCUCUUUCAGAGUUAAAUGCCUCUAGAGCCCGUGGCAGCAACCACAGUGUGAACAGCCUGCCAGGACCACCGACCACCUGCAGCUCCACACAGGGGUCUGUGGUCAGCUGGGCUGAAUCCUUCGAGACACUGCUGCAGGACCGCGUGGCCGUCACUUAUUUCACUGAGUUCCUCAAGAAGGAGUUCAGCGCUGAAAAUGUCUACUUCUGGCAGGCAUGUGAGCGCUUUCAGCAGAUCCCAGCCAGUGACACGCAGCAGCUGGCCCAAGAGGCACGGCGGAUCUACGAUGAGUUCCUCUCCAGCCACUCGAUCAGUCCCGUGAACAUCGACAAGCAGGCUUGGAUCGGGGAGGACAUGCUGGCCACCCCCUCCCCAGACAUGUUUCGCAUCCAGCAGCUCCAGAUCUUUAACCUCAUGAAGUUUGACAGCUACACACGGUUUGUGAAAUCCCCGCUGUACCAGGCCUGCCUGCGGGCAGAGAGCCAGGGGCAGCCCCUGCCUGACCUGCGGCCCCACUCGCGCAGCAGCAGCCCCCCACCAGACCUCAGCAAGAAGUCAAAGCUGAAGCUGGGCAAGUCCCUGCCUCUGGGUGUGGAGACAGCUGGCAGUGGUGCCAACCGCAGCCCCCGACGGUCCUUCAGGAAGGGAGAGCGGCGGGAGCCCUCCUGGGCAGAAGGCGGAGUAGGCGGUGGCAGUGCCAUGCUGUGGCGGGAGUCCCAGGGCUCACUCAACUCCUCGGCCAGCCUGGAUCUGGGCUUCCUGUCCUCGGCCAGCACAGCUGCCAGCCCCUGGACGGAGGGGAGUUCUGAUGGCCCCGCCUCGCUGUCCUCCGUCCGGCCCGGCCACUCCAUCCGUGACAUGCUGGCAGGGAUAUGUGAGAAGCGUGGCUUCAGCCUCCCCGACAUCAAGGUCUACCUAGUGGGGAAUGAGCAGAAAGCGCUGGUGCUGGACCAGGAGUGCUCUGUGUUGGCAGACCAGGAGGUGAAGCUGGAGAACAGGAUAAGCUUUGACCUGGAAAUCUCCUCCCUCAGUAAGACCAUCCGCAUCACUGCAAAGUCAACCAAGCGCAUCCGGGAAGCGCUGGAGCCUGUGCUGGGGAAGUACGGCGUGAGCAUGGAGCUGGCACUGCUGCGGCGGGUGAGGGCUCACACUUUGGUGGACAUGCGAGUGACAGAGAGUGCUGAGGCUGCGGCUGCCCCUUCCCUGCUCUGGAGCGAG